Molecule: messenger RNA, 1556 nt
Organism: Botrytis cinerea B05.10
Lineage: Eukaryota; Fungi; Ascomycota; Leotiomycetes; Helotiales; Sclerotiniaceae
Gene: Bctsc13
Product: Bctsc13
Exons: 3
Coding region: 382-1341 (319 amino acids)
Biological process (GO): very long-chain fatty acid biosynthetic process
Molecular function (GO): oxidoreductase activity, acting on the CH-CH group of donors
Source: RefSeq, a predicted model, not a curated record
GGGAGGUGCUAGACAGCUAGUCUAUUGUUUUGCUUUGGUGAGGCUGAUUAAAGUUCAAUAUGUCCUGAACAGAAGAGUGCAGAGUGCAGAGUACUGCCAAAGUAUCGUUUUGAAUAGGCCUAGAUCGUACAGUUGGCAGGGUGCGUUGGAUUUCCCUAAUGCUGAUCAUCAUCAUGAUCGGUGAAUUUGUGGCGGAUGUUCCGUGCCUGGCCCAAUUGGCCUCAAUAGUCAAAAGUCAAAUAAUUUUGAAGAUCGACCGCCAACAAGCAAGUUCUCCUCGUUCGCCCCGUUCACGUACUUCCCCGAGCUCAGCGCUGUCUUCUUAAAUCUGCAACAAUCUUGAUCAAUCCCUUCGGAUCAUACAUCUGCAAUUCUUUCAAGAUGGCAGUCACAUUAAAGGUCACAAAUCGCUCUCCCAAAAACCCCAUCAAACGUCUUCCUACCUCUAUUGAUAUCGACGAAACGACUACGGUUCAAGAUGUUAAAGACAGAUUGGCUAAGCAAGCUGGCGGCUGGGAUCCCAAUAGAUUUGGUAUCUUCGAUCCAGAACAGAAGAAGAUCUUGAAAGAUAGGAAAGCAUUCAUUUCUCAACACAAAGAAGUAAUUAUUGGAAAGGAGAUCUUGAUCAAGGACCUAGGUCCUCAAUUAGGCUGGCGUACCGUCUAUAUAAUCGAAUACCUCGGUCCUAUCUUAAUCCACCUUGGAUUUCCCCUCCUCCGCCCUUACAUUUACUCUCAUCCUACCACUUCUAUUGCCCCGCUCUCGAAUUCUCAGCUGCUCUCUAUGUCACUCAUAGUUCUUCAUUUCCUCAAACGCGAAUAUGAAACCGUUUUCGUUCACCGUUUCUCCCUGUCUACAAUGCCAGCUAGAAACAUCUUCAAAAACUGCGCUCACUACUGGCUUCUUAGCGGUCUCUACAUCGCCUACUUCAUAUAUGCCCCCUCAUCCUACACUGCCCUCUCAUCGCCGAAAAUUGACUACUUGAACAUUGCUGGAGUCGCUCUAUACCUCUUUGGCGAGCUUUCCAAUCUCAAAACCCAUCUUACUCUCUCCAACCUUCGCUCGCCGGGAGGGACUGAACGUGGAAUUCCCCAGGGUUACGGAUUUUCCAUGGUGACAUGCCCUAAUUACUUUUUCGAGACGCUCGCGUGGAUUGGCAUGAUCUUGGUGACUAAGAGUUUGAGUACGGUCAUUUUCGCUAUCGUAGGGACAGCACAAAUGCAGCAAUGGGCCGUCAAAAAGGAAAAGCAAUACCGUGUAGAUUUCGGCGAUAAGUACAAGAAGAAGAGAAAUGUCCUUUUUCCUACUCCAGGAGCUUUCAUCAAGGAACUUACUGGUUAAUGGUCUUGAGAUUUUGAUGAGGAAAUUUCCCAGGACGACAGGAAUUUGAUGGUAUGAAUGUAUUUGCCAGGGAUGAAAAUCCUGGUGCUCAUACGAAUCGCCAGCAUCGUUUUCAAGUAGGUUUUAGAAUGGGCUAAAGAUUAGCCCCAAAAGUACACUAUAGAGCACAUAAUACUGUUUGCUUGCCAAGCGAAUACCAAUAAUGUUAUGAACCA